GGGGAUACUCAGCUCGGUUCGUAACCUUUCUUCCGUGGCAUGAAACCUACACUAGCGCAGCGCACGAGGAGGGCGUAUGAGUCACAUAUUUCCCAUCAGCAGCAGUGGCAACAUUAGCAGCGCCAGUCGAUCGUCGUCUCUGCAGACAGCGGACUGUAUGUAUGUGGAGUUUUAGUUUCUCGACGGACUGCAGAAGAAAAAGAAAAACUACUACACAGUGUAUAGUGCAGUGAUUUCGGGGUGCCACCACCUGAUUACGACGACUUCGACAAGUUUGUAGAAUUGCAAUUGCAACGAUUAGUUAUCGAACAACGAGAAAAAGAAACCGUCCAUGGGACGGUCUGUGUACUACCGACCAGCCGAGAGCAGACCACAGGAGUAACCGAGAAAUGAGAAAAACGAAAACUGGUGUGAAUUUGGAACGUAGUGGAACUCACUAGAAAAUGGCUUCCACUUAUUAGAGUAGUGUACCGUGUGCUCGAAGCGAAGAAAAAUCGACGGAGAACAGUGAAGAAAAAGUGUGGUUUUUUCUCUGUCCAAAGAUCGAUUGGUGAAACGGUGUUCAGGCGUGAAAAAUAUGUGCUUUUCUGGUGAGGGCUACCGCUAGUCAUCAACGGAACCGUGCAAAAGUGCUGUUACGUACGUCGGAAAGAACAGGAAAAAAGCAAUUAUAAACCAACAAGGACUGUGACAAAACGCGAAAAUUUAGUGCAUUGUGUGGCGAAAUCGAACCCCCCUUGGUUCAAACGGGGGGCAAUAGUGCAAAAAUUUUCAAAUCGAUCGAGACGAUACCAGCAAAGGAAUAACCCAGAAAACUGCAGGAAAAAGAAGAAGAAGAAGAACACACAGGGAAAGAGGAAGAAAGGCAUCUCUCUCAUCGGUGUCUGGGUGGUGCUUUCCGAUGAGCGAUGGUGAACCGAUGUGAAAAAGUGGAGCUGCUGCUAGACAAGGUUGAUUCAUUUCCACUAGAUCAGCAAUCGAUCGAAAUUCCAGAGACCGAGUGCUCCGAUAGUUGCGAAAACGACGUCGACAUGGAUGAGUCGGACAGCUGCGACAACGAUGCCGACGACAAUGACGAUACCGAAGACGAUGACGAGGACGACGACGAUAUCCACAGUACGGUCGUGACGGGGAAGCUCCUGCUGGAGAACUACGACGACAUGGAUCACGACAGUGGUGGUGGCGGUAGCGGGGGUGGCGUCGGAAGUGGAGCCAGUCACGACAAGAAAGCCCGCCUCGAAGCCCUGCUUGAAGCUGCGGAUGAAGCAGCUCAAGCUCUCACCCGCAUGCGUUCCAGCGAAGGGGGUGGCAGUCCGCGAGACAAGAAAAAUGCUCUUCGUAAUUUCAGCUUGCUCUCGCGCUCGCUGCUCGCCGCCUGUACCGAUAACGAUGUCAACACCGUUCGGCGGCUACUGGGCGAGGGCAACUCGCUGAACGAGGCCACCGACGACGGAGACUCGCUACUGUCGUUGGCCUGUUCCGCCGGGUACUACGAACUGGCGCAGGUUCUGCUGGCCAUGUCAGCCCAAGUUGAGGAUCGAGGUCACAAGAACGACCUGACGCCGCUCAUGGAGACGGCCUCGGCUGGCCACGUGGACAUCAUAAAGUUGCUGCUGAAGCACGGUGCCGACGUGAACGCGCAGUCAUCGACCGGCAGUACGCCGCUGAUGUUUGCCUGUGCCGGGGGACAUGAGGAGGUGGUUAGGGUACUGCUCGACAACGGAGCCAACGUCGAGGAUCACAACGAGAACGGGCAUACGCCGCUUAUGGAGGCAGCCUCGGCCGGACACGUGGGAGUUGCAAAGAUCCUUCUGGAGCGUGGUGCCGGCAUCAAUACGCACUCGAACGAGUUCAAGGAAAGUGCACUGACGCUGGCCUGCUACAAGGGUCACCUGGACAUGGUCCGGUACCUUCUGGAGGCUGGUGCUGAUCAGGAGCAUAAAACUGAUGAAAUGCACACAGCGCUGAUGGAAGCGUCGAUGGACGGUCACGUGGAGGUAGCCCGGCUGCUGCUGGACUCAGGCGCGCAGGUUAACAUGCCCAAGGAUUCGUUUGAGUCACCGCUGACGCUGGCGGCUUGCGGUGGCCAUGUGGAUCUGGCGAUGCUACUGAUCGAACGGGGCGCCAACAUCGAGGAGGUCAACGAUGAAGGAUACACACCGUUGAUGGAAGCGGCGAGGGAGGGUCAUGAGGAAAUGGUAGCAUUACUAUUACAACAAGGUGCGAAUAUUAAUGCUCAAACUGAGGAAACUCAGGAAACUGCCCUGACGCUUGCAUGCUGUGGAGGCUUCGUGGAGGUCGCUGACUAUUUGAUCAAACAUGGAGCCGACAUUGAACUCGGUGCGUCUACACCGUUGAUGGAAGCUGCUCAGGAGGGUCACAUCGACCUGGUACGCUUUCUGUUGGAGAACCGAGCCGAUGUGCAUGCGCAAACGCAGACCGGAGAUACGGCAUUGACUUAUGCUUGUGAGAAUGGUCACACGGAAGUAGCGGAUAUUUUGCUCUACUACGGAGCAGAGCUAGAACACGAAUCGGAAGGAGGCCGAACGCCUCUGAUGAAAGCGUGCCGUGCUGGACAUUGGUGUAUUGUCAAGUUCCUUAUCGAGAAGGAAGCAGACGUAAAUCGGCACACAACUAACAACGAUCACACUCCGCUGUCCUUGGCAUGUGCAGGUGGUCACCAAACCAUCGUGGAACUACUUCUCAAGAAUCAUGCUGAUCCGUUCCAUAAGCUGAAGGACAACAGCACGAUGCUGAUUGAGGCCGCCAAAGGAGGUCACAUUGGAGUCGUCCAGCUUUUGUUAGAUUUCCCUCAUUCGUUGAUCAGCGCCAACAAUGCUGCCCAGCAAAAUCUCCUAAACAACGGUCAAAUACAACUUCAAGCUCAACAGCAGCUUCAGCAACAGCAGCAGCAAGCAGUCCAGCAACAGCAGUUGAUCAUCACCCAGAGUCAACAGCAGCAGCAACUGCUUGCGGCGCCUCCAGGUCUACAUGAGGUUCCGGAAUCGAUCCGUGUUUCCAACAAGCAACUGUUCCAGCAGCACCCAUCCAAAGAAGGUCUUGAUCAGCAACAGCAACUGCUUGCCAACAACCAGAUGCUAGCCAAUUCGAACGUAUUCCUCGACGGUAACAUUGCUUCUACCGACCCCUCAAUUCUCCACCAGAUGCGAAUGAUUCAAAUGCAAGGCUUCAAAGACGGUCUAGCGCAGGGUCUUUCGCGAACCCCUGGUCAACAACAACAGCAGCAGCAACAGCAACAGACUAUCCUCUCGCAGCAAAUCCCAUCCCACUUAGCGGCUGCCCAUCAGCAGCAACAACACCAGCAAAUUAUCCUUCAAGGAACCAACAAUGCCACCGUUGUCACUCAACAGCAGCAAACCGCUGGUGUCGCGGGUGUUCCAGUAGGUAACAAGCAACAGCGGAGCUUGCUGAGGAAGAAGCAACAGCCGACAUCCACUGCGACGGCGGCAACCGUUUCCCAACCUCAGCAACCAUCUCCGUUCGAAGCGAACCUUACCAGCUCGGAAGCGCAGCAAGUGCGAAGCGAACCCAUUGGCGAGGACAACGGCGGUGGCGGCCAGCAGCAACAACGGGCAAGCGUGGUAAUGCGGUCCGAUUACGAGGCGCAGUACCAGAAGCAGAUGCGAGAAAUGUACCAGAAGUCACAAAAAGCCAAUAUUCAAUUCAUCAGCGACGCGAAUGGUCCACCCCCAACGCUGUUACCCUCCACUGGAACCUACAUCGAUAUCAUCACCCCGGCUCAAGGAGCAAAGACGUCCGAUAGUGGUCUAGUAAUAGCUUCAUCAUUGCCAACCGCACUACAGCAACAGCAGUUGCAACUAACAACGACAAUAGCAGCGUCAGCGGCUUCCUCAAGCACGAUGGUUCCUUCAGGCGCCGUAACGGCACCAGCAGCAACAACAAUGGCGAACACCGCUUCGUCCGGAAGUGGAACUCUACUGAUCGGACCGUCGGAGGUUUCCCAGAGCACGGCUAUCAGCGAUCGACCCAAGGUGAAGCCAGUCUCGAAAAAGGAUGCCAAAAAUAAUCGAAAGUCUGCGGCCGCAGCGGCAGCAGCUGCCGCCGCCAAUGUCGCAGCGCAACAGCAACAACAAGCCCAGAAAUCGAUUUGGCCAAAUACGGCGAACGCUCUGCAGCAGAAUCAAAUGGUGUCAAUUUAUAACAACUUGUCUGUGAUUCCAACCUCCGAAGUUCAAGUGCUUCAGCACUCACUGUCGAACCUUAGCCUCCAGUCACCGGCAGCACCGGCUACGGUAGGUCCAGCGAGUGGCUCUGUAGCAGGAGGUGUCCAACAGCAGCAGCAGCAGCAAUUAACCAUUUCAGUGUCACAGGGAAGCACCAACAGCACCCAGCAGCCAAUGAUGGCCGGCAACCGGAUCAGCCUUGGCUCGACAACAUCAGCGUCGAUUCCUUUAAGUAACAACAUUGUUCCUACUCCCAGUAUGGUGAUUACCAGUGGAACGGUCACCUCGGUGCCAGCGAAUGUAAUUCAAACCCGAAAUAAUCUAAUCCGGCUCGAUCAGCACGCCCUAGAACUAGCAAAUUCCGCUUCGCCGUUUGCAACCGCUACAAGCACCGCAACCAGCAGCGCCGCAAGCAGUCAGAGUGGCGGAACCAGCUCUGGAGGCGGAAGCAGCAGUAGCAGCGCCAGCGGCAGUAGCAGCAGCGGAAGCAGCAGUAGCAGCUCUAGUUCAAGUGGAAGUGGUAGCACCACGACCACUACUAGCAGCAAUAACAGCGGUGGUACGGCCGCCAGUGGAACUGGCGCCGAGUGUGGAGCAAGUGGCAGUGCUGCUGGUGGAGGUGCCAGCUGCAGCGAUAACAGCUCCGAACAUGAAAACCAACUCAACCAACUCGCCCUCAACACCUUAUGCAAUCAGAAAAUGUUGCAGAAAAUUGCCCAACGCUUCAUGGUGGACCCGAAGUCUCCGCCGGAUACACCUCCGCUUAGCUGCGCUAAUCCGGACGGACCAUCUUCGCCACCGCCCAGUGGUAAAGGACUAGCAAACAAUGCCGAACUCGACGACUUGUCGCGAAUCUUUAGCGAAGUUAUGCACGACUUCCGUUCCGAUCUGCUACCCACGCCGGAAUUUGUCCAAGUGCAUCAACAUGUGUCCAACAUAAUCCAGCACAAAGCUGGCAGUAAUCAAAUCAAAAUCAGCGAAAGUGACAGCCACCACCAGUAUGUGGAGGACAAUGACGACCACCUGCAGAUGUUCAACAUCGACGAUUCGGAGAACGAAACCAUGUCCGAGUGCGUUGGCGGAAUCUACCCCACGUUGGAUGAAUCGUUGGAGACGUUUAAUCCUGAAGACGGAUCGGUGGUUGCCGCCGACGGUUCGAGGGAGACGAUCUACAACUACGAGUGGGUCGAGUGCAUCGACGAGGUGAUCCAUGCUCUCAACGGCUGCACUGACAUACCGGUCGCGCUGCAGGAAAUGGCGGCAAACUUAAGCUGCCAGGACAUCGAUGCGUACGCCAACCUGAUCGGAAUGAACUCGUUCUGUAAGAAUCGCUGGGCCAGCAAUCAAAGUCAGCUGACACCGUCUGGCACGUCUUCCCCGAUCGAGGACGACGGCAGCACCAUCAACCUGGCGCAGGCGACCGCAGAGCAGUGCGCUUUCCGGCAGGGUAUCGCCGUUGGACAAGCGGUCGCCGGUCAGGUAAUGGCGUUCGAUCCUAACCAGCAGAUUUCGCUCGACCAGCUGCAGUUACUCAGCCAGUUGCAGGCGUCCAAUACUGCUUCGGGAACUACGGCCCUGCAUCACGCGGUUACGGCGGGAGGAGCACCAGAUGCACCCGGGACCACCACGGCCGAUGACAUGCAGCCAAAGUUCGUAUUCAAUGUGGACGCAGACAAGGCAUCCCAGGUGCAUCUGCUGUUUCAAAUGCCUGCCGGGCAACAACAGCAGCAGCAGGAGCUUUCAUUCGAUCCGCAUAUAUACGCCAAAGGUUUCGCUGCCGGUUUACAGCUACGGCGGGAAGAAGAAGCAGAGCAGGCACAGUUGCAACAGCAAGCGGCCAGCGCAGCCGCAGCGGCACAACAACAAUUCCAGACGCCAAAUCUCGUACACCCCAACUCUGUAAUUCUGGCGCAGCAACAGCAGGCUCAGUCUGCGCAACAGUUGCAGCAAUUGCAUGCCCAGGCCCAGGCAGCACAUUGCACGCAGCAUGCGCAGGUUCAGGUUGCAACGCAAACACAACAACCCCAAACCGGGGGUUUGCUAAUUCCGCGCCAACAAAGCCCUCAAACUGUGGACAGUGCAACGUCCACCAAGAAGAAGAGCGACAAAUCACGAAAAGAGAAGAACCGAAUUGCUGGAGUACGCCAAGCGCCAGCUGGCCAACAAAGUGUUGCUGCCGGGGGAUAUCAAUUUGAAGCAAGUCCAACGCCGGCGGCGAUCCAAUACCCAGCAGGAGUACCAACGAAUGCGGUCCAAGAACGUCAAAUUGAUGUGGAUUCGGAAACUGAUUCCAACCACGACACUGCCCUUACUCUCGCUUGUGCCGGCGGUCAUGAAGAACUGGUCGAGCUUCUGAUCAGUCGAGGCGCCAACAUUGAACACAAGGACAAAAAGGGAUUCACCCCAUUGAUCCUGGCCGCAACGGCUGGUCACGAGAAAGUAGUAGAAACGCUGCUUCGACAUGGCGCCGAAAUGGAAGCACAGUCGGAACGUACGAAAGAUACGCCCCUAUCCCUUGCUUGCUCCGGUGGACGAUAUGAGGUAGUGGAAUUACUUCUCAAUAUGAACGCCAAUCGAGAGCACCGUAAUGUGUCCGAUUAUACCCCGCUGAGUCUGGCCGCUAGCGGAGGCUACGUCAAUAUAAUAAAACUGCUGUUAAGUCACGGGGCAGAAAUUAAUUCUCGAACUGGAAGCAAACUAGGAAUUUCGCCCCUCAUGUUAGCGGCAAUGAACGGCCAUACGGCAGCGGUAAAACUGCUCCUGGACAUGGGAUCCGACAUCAAUGCACAAAUCGAAACGAACCGGAAUACGGCCCUUACGUUGGCCUGCUUCCAGGGACGUCACGAGGUUGUCAGUUUGUUGCUCGACCGCAAAGCGAACGUUGAGCAUCGGGCUAAAACCGGACUGACCCCGCUAAUGGAAGCCGCUUCCGGUGGGUACAUUGAAGUGGGUCGUGUUCUCUUGGACAAAGGGGCAGACGUGAAUGCCGCUCCGGUUCCUUCUUCGCGUGACACGGCGCUCACGAUUGCCGCCGACAAGGGUCACCUGAAGUUUGUUGAAUUAUUACUGUCGCGUGGUGCGGCCGUGGAGGUGAAGAAUAAAAAAGGUAAUUCGCCUCUUUGGUUGGCGGCAAAUGGUGGCCACCAGAACGUGGUGGAAGUACUUUGCAAUGCCGGAGCGGAUAUUGACUCGCAGGAUAACCGAAAGGUGUCCUGUCUGAUGGCUGCUUUCCGCAAAGGUCACACCAAGGUGGUCAAAUGGAUGGUCAAUCACGUGACUCAAUUCCCCUCGGAUCAGGAAAUGACGCGCUACAUCAACACGAUAAGCGACAAGGAACUGCUGGAGAAGUGUCAUGACUGUGUGAAGGUGAUCCGUGCCGCCAAAGAACAGCAAGCUAUCAAGGCGAGCCACAACGCUUCAAUUCUGUUGCAAGAGCUCGAACUGGAACACACUCGAGAGGAAAGCCGCAAAGCAGCGGCAGCCAAACGUCGAGAGCGAAAAAAGCGCAGGAAGGCCGAAAAGCGCGAACAACAGCGCAAGCUAGUCGAGGGUGACAAGCAACCGGGCGGAAACAGUGAUAACGAAGACGAUAACGACGAUGACAAAGAUGAUGAUGACAAUGACAGCGAUCGAGAUGAUGAAGAACUCAUCACGACCAUGGCACAUCAAGCAUCGAAUCGUGCUUCUGCUAACAGCAGAACGCAGCCUCGUCAGCAGCAUCAUCAAACACCCGCAACAUCAACCGCCAAUACCGCCAACAAUGCCGCCGUCAACUCUAACAGCAAUGACAAGGAGGAAGGCGAUUCCGGCAUUGAUGCCAACAGUCAGGGCUCCUGCUCCAGUUCAGACGUCAAAUCAUCUGCACUGAUCGAACAGCAAAAACGCAACAACAAGAAACGCAAACAGCAGCUUCAACAGCAGCAGCAACAGCAACAAGCACGAAUAAAUAUAAUCAAACAACAUCAGCAGCAGCUGCACCAACAGCAACAGCAGCAGUAUGCCAGUAACCAGCAAAACCGACAAAGUAAGAGUCCAGAGACAAGCAACAGCAGUUCUGUGGUUCAGGAUAAAAACCAACAGAUACAAAUGGAGAAAGAAAAAUUAGUUUCUGCCCAGCAGCAACAACAACAACAACUGCAACGUCGCCAACAAAUGCAGCAACAGCAGCAGAUGCACUACGAAAACAAACGUGAGAAAACCGUCGAAAAAGAAAAUGUGGCCCCGAAAGAAGCUGUCACUGCCAAGGUCGAACCGAAAAAGGAUCACCACCACCAUCAUCCGCAGCAACAACAGCAACAGUCACAAUCGAACCAUAGUCAACAACAAGGAAACCGUAAGUCCAUUAUCGUAUUCGGUAAUCGGCAUGCCGUAGCUGCCGAAAAGGAAGAACAUGACACCAGCGAAUCGACGACCUUCUACAGCCAACUGAAGAAGGCCCACGCGAACAGCAAAACUACGUACUAUCACAGCGAAGAUCAGCAGAAUCAGAAAUCCACCAGCCCUACCAAGCAGACGAGUAGCGGCGCUCAGCAGCACCAACAGCCGGGUAUGAUGUUACCCAACAGCGUGGUAUCGGCGGCGAAACGUGAAGAAGGUUGGAAAGAGGUCGUCCGCAAGAGCUCCGUUCAACAGAGCCAAUCGGCGUCGGUCAUGGAGUGCAAAAAAGUUCAAGUUCCGGUGCAUGCAAUUUCCCGCGUAAUCGGUCGCGCCGGAACCAACAUCAAUGCGAUCAGAGCCGCUACCGGUGCGCACAUCGAGGUCGAAAAGCAAGGCAAAGUGCAGGGAGAUCGAUCCAUCACAAUUAAGGGCUCGCUGGAUGCCACAAAGCAAGCUCACGCGCUGAUCGCCACUCUAAUCAAAGAUCCGGAUGUGGACAUUCUGCAAAUGCUUUCGAAACAUAACACUGCCACAACUACCACCAGCAAAACCAUUUCUUCCUCUUCCGCUUCUUCAACGUCAUCUUCAUCGUCCUCGGUGUUGGCAACGGUGUCUUUUCCCGUCACAGCCAGCAUCAUCCCGACAGGAUCCACCGCUCCUACGCUAUCUUCAGUUGUCGCUUCCGGUGGUGUGGGACCACUGGUAAGUUCUUCCGGAACUCCUAAAGGAAAGAACAUUUUCGCCACCUCCAAUCAGAACAAGCCAGUCACCGCUUCCGCUGUGUUGGCUGCGGCCACAGGAAAGUCCGUAACAGGUGGAAUGCCUGCCCGACCGCCAGCGGCAAAGAAUCUAUUUUCCGGAAACACCGGAAAUGCUUCCCAAAUGUCGAGGAUUAUAUCUUCCAACACCUCAGCCGCUUCGACGCUGGUUGGACUCAGCAAAGAUGGGAAGCGAUUAACCUCUCUUCCACCCAGCAAUGCUUCCUCUUCAAAAGCAUCGUACACCAACAUAAUGCAAUCGUUGAAAAACACUAUGAAGAAUUCGUCCGGAACUGUAGCCGGCACCGGCGGUAACACUGGUGGAACCUUCGCAAAGUUAGUUGCCGAUAGUACUCUUGGCAUGAAUCUUGCCACAUCGAAUGCUAUGAACAACCAGAAGAAAUUAAUUCAAGCAGUCACGCCAGGUUCUUUGAUGAAUCUAAAUCAAGCACCAGCAUCCAGCAGCAGCUGUCCAACGAGUGGCGUUUCUGGUUCGUCUAUAACGGCAAGCGCACCGACCACCAUACGUCCAGUGCAAAUUCAACAAUCCCCAGCCAAAGGACUGCCUGCUCCGUUCGGAACCUCGUCGUCUAUUCCUACUAGUACUAACAACAGCGGCAGUGCAAUGACAAGCAUUGCCAGCACCACCUCCAUUUUAUCUUCAACAGCGGCUCCAUCGUCGACUAGCCAGAUCGUUGUUGCUGCCACCCCAGUAACUGCAGCAAUGCCGUCACAGCAACUUCCAGCCCAGAUCCAGGCUCCAACUAAGUCAACUUCCAGUUUCAUGCCGCCGACAGUCGCCCCGACUUCUUCCGUGAGCAACACAAUACCCACUACCAGCAGCAACUGCAAAAUUGCCCCUGUUGGAACCGGCUCCGGUCGAUCCAUCACCCCUAUCGGACAGCCACCGGCUCGUACCAACAUAACUCCUUCACCGUUGCUCCAGCCGUUGGUGGCGUCAUCUUCGUCGCCAUCAUCCCAUUUGGAUUCGGUGAUAGUUCCGGGUAUUAGAGUCAAUGCCACUUCCACCAGUCCCAUCGGAAGUGGUUUGACGACAGUAGGAUCCUCAUCAGCAGCCGCGGCCGCCUCUGCCAUCGCCCAGCUGCAAUCGAAAAUCAACAACAAUCUGCAUGCAAAUGCGCAGGCGCAUGAGUAUUCAUUGUUCAACGAUUCGUAUGGCAGCAGCCAGUGGGGCACUAACACCAGCACAGGGGCUGGUCCCGGUAGUAAUGCUGUUGGAACCGUUCAUGGUCCCCACCAUCCGCAACAGCACCAUCACCAGCAUCCACAUGGAGGCCAUCAUGGUGGUGGCCACCACCACCCUGGCAGUCAUCACGGAGUACUUGGUUCGACAGGUGCUGGUGCUGGCGUGUUGGAUACCGCUCCCGGUGGAAGCAAAACCAUUUACGGCAAUCCGCACAGCGCCGGUUCGUCGUUCAUCGAGAAUGAACCUCCACUGCAGGUUGACGCUUCCAAAGCUCCAGGCUAUCGUGGGACAACAGUGUCCUCCCCGGUCAGUUCGAAAACCUCCAGCAAUUCUGUAACACCACCAUCCGGUUCGUCAUCCGUAUCGCAGCAGCAACACCACCAACAGCAAUCGCAUUUGCUCUCUGGAGGAUCGUCCGCCGUCGGUGGUCCACCGAACAGUAAUACAGGUUCAUCACUUCAACAGCAACAGCAGCAAAUGGUGGCUGCCCAGCAGCAGCAUCAGCAAUCUCAACCGGGUCCCUUCCCCUCACCGAACGAGCAGAACGUAAUCAAGCCUCCCCAGCCGCAGCAAACUCCUCCCAGUGGGCUCGCCGUUCAGCGCCCCAUACUAAACACCUCGUCGCAAAUCCGACCCAUCGGACCCGUUUCCUCGGACUAUGGCGGACUGGUCAAUUCGCGGGAUCACCCUCCACCACUUGUGGGAAGCUCUCGACCCCCACCAUCGAUGUACGAUGCUCUUCAACAACAAAACCAGCAUGUACUCAAUUUCGCCCCUGAUCCAAUGCAAUCUUCUUUCCAAAGCCACAUGGGUCUUGGAUCGGGAGCCGGUGGUCUACAGAUGUCCCGUCUGAAUCCUAAAGCAUCCGCAUUCUCGGCGAUUCCUCCCUCUCACAGCCAUCAAUCUUCGGCACCUGGAAGCAAGCUCUCCUCUUCGAAUCAAUUCGGUAACAUGUUCCACCCGAAUCAACCUUCUGGUCCCAUAGGAAAGUAUCAAAAUCUGCCUCCGAAUGGCGGAGGCCCUCAGCUGGCUCCUUAUGGACCUGGGCGUGGCAAUGCUCAGUCCCACGGUCAACAUGGACCUGCCCCGGGUCCUCCUGGACCGCCCGGCAGCAAUCGAGUCGGUAGUGGAACAAGCUGGUUCUCGGAUUUAGCCCAUCUGCAGGCCCGCGAUAACCUCAUGAAUAUGGAGAAUGGUCUUGCAAUGGCACUCGGAGGGUCUCCUACCAUUUCACCGAACAACAAUCAACCGACAACGAAUGGCGGAGGGCUUGUAGGGGGACCACCGGUUGGAGGACUACCACCGCCACCCGAUGAUGGUCGUAAAAUGGCACGUGCCAUCGGUUCCGAACGUGCCAGCUGGAAGUUUAAUUACGGUUCUAGCGGCGGGAUCGGUGGCAUGGAUAACGACGCUUUGUCCGCGGCUGCCGCUGCAGUGGUCGCUGCCGGAACCGGUCACUGGAUGGUGGAUAAGAACCUGACCGCCAUGGCCAGUACUGGCGGCGGACCCCAGCAGUGGAUGGGCCCUCCACCGAGACACUUUAUGGAGGACCUGCACCUGCCCGAUCAUUUUCCGAUGGAGUACCACAAUCCCCUGGGUGGCACUGGCGGAGGUAGCGGGCCGAACCAGCCCAACAUGAAUUUUAUGCAAUCGUUGCAGUAUCAGUUCAUGCCGGGUGGGCCGAACGAUAUGGGCGUCAACGAUGGGCCGCUGCAGCAACCGUGGGAGCAUGAGAAGCAUGGCUGGCCUACCAAGUGGAGUGGACACUAGGAGAAAACAACCGAUCGUGAAUGUUCUUCUGCGUUACUAAUGUUUCGAAUUGGCUUGAUGAACAACAAAACCAUCAUAGUGCAGAUUAGAUGCAGCUUAUCAUUUUGAUAGUAACCAUCUGUCCCCCCACCCCACAUACAAAAAAAAGUAAACAAACACUCUCACACAUACAUACACAACCUUUCUAUGUAUACUAGAAAACAAAAUCACAUGAAUAGUUCGCGCUUAGUGAAAGAUACAUCGCUUUGAUUAGUGAGCGACACCACAGCUGCUAUUUUGUUCGGUAGGCAUAAGAGCGAUGAUAAGAGCUAGAGAACAGUCAGUGUUGGACACGAGAAAAGGAAAGGAAGAAAGUGAACUUUCUUGAUUUGCUGCCUUUUGUAUACUAUUCAACUAUAUAAACGCCUUUCGUUUAGUUUAUGAUUAGAUUUAUUUUUUUUUUGUUUCGGAGAAAUUUGGAUAAACAGUUUGUCGCAUAGAAAUUACGUUGUUUUUCGUUGCUGAAAUAUAAAGCCGCGCGCUGGUAGAGGAAUGUUCUCUGGACAGUCUUUCAAUUUUAAAUCCGUUCGUGUUCUAUUUUGUUUCGGCCUGCAGAUGGAUUUUUAUAAUCUACCCUGGAGACGAUGGUUCUAUUGUGGCAAACAAAUUGUUCUUGGGUGUAGACAUUAUUUGCUUACCUUUGGAUAUGCAAUUGAUUUGUCCUUGAAACGCAAAUGAUUGUUGUAACAAAAGUAACGGAAAUCAGAAAGCAAUAAAAAAAAACACUAGAAACAGAUCGAUAUGAACGAAUUGGCAUCUUUCAGUUGAAUACAUGUUCGAUACACAUAACCUACUAGCGCCAUCUACUUAAACGGUACACUCCCAGGUAUAAUUGAAAGUUUUAUCACGGUUUUACUUGGAUAAAACCUAAAUCCUACUUGGGCCCACACUCUGAUACAACUAAGAUGCAUUGAUAAAACGGAAUAAAGUAAAUGACAAAAAGAUAUAGUAGCAAAAGUUACUCUAACCCAAAAUUAACGUAUUUCUAAAACAAAAUACAACACGUAUGAGCAUAUGAAAAAAAACUACUUACAUUUACUCCGACAUGUUCUCAUUAAAAUGGUCAUAGACGGAAUAUGCUGUUUAUUCAGCGCACGUUACACGGAAUCCUUUAAACCAUUGUAGGUCAUUGAACGAGUGAAUAACGACUCAAAACAUAUUACACUUAAAAGAAAUCAUUUUCUGAUUAUUUAAAGCUCAUGUGGUCCUUUUCCACUCAUUUGUUUAAAUUUAUUCCUAAUAUUGGAAAUCAUUUUGGUGAGAUUAUUGAUUAAAAAAAAUUCAAAAUUAAGUUUUUCCUCCAUGAUGAAUUUGUUUUUUUAUACAUGACCUACAAUCGGAUAUUCCGCAAUUUAUUUAACCUUCAGUUUUAUUAUUUGUUAUACAUUCAAAUCUACGGACUGGAAAUCUCACUUCUUUAUAAAUGGUUUGUGCUUGACAACUCCCUGCUGCGCGCCUGAUAAUGCAACUUAAUAAAAAAAAUGAACAAAACCCGCGAAAUCUGUUUCUCCUAACAAUCUUAACCAAUAUUACAAGCUGCUAAUCACAAAAAUGGUAAAACUAUGACAUAACGUUUAAAUCAAAUAAUGGAAAACAAUGAUAACAAAACAGCAAAAAAUUGAAAUAUCUCGCCUAAAACAUUGGUGUGUGUGUACUCUUAGGAUUUUUCACAUUCUCCUAUUGAUAAACUGCUUGGUGAUCGUUAUUUGACCGGGGCAAACGCGGAAUCCUUAUAUACGAAUUGGAACGGCGGCGAUGAGACGCGGAUACGAAGAGAAUUAGUGCUAAUCUAACUUACUCUCCCAUAUUGAAAUGAAUCAAAUAGAGAAAAAAAAGAUAAACACGCGAGAAGCUGGUAGCGGAUUAAAUUGGGCUUUAGUAUAAUAAAAUAAGAAAUAUAUCGCAGAAGAAACGCAAAAAUUGCAGUAGAACAAACAAUAGAAUGGCAGUAAAAUGGUUCUAUAACUACAACAAAUGCGCUAGGUUUUAUCCCUGUAAUCGCUAUAACCACAUUCUUUGUUUCCUUUCGUGCGAAUCCAGCAGUAGUAGGAUAAGUGCUGACGAUGAUUAUUUUCCGACCUCCAGUUGGCUUGGGUUGGACAAUUGAGCAAAUAAAAAAAACGGUGUAGGGACAUGACGAUAACGCAAAGCCGAAAUCGAUUAAACAUCUAUCCUAGCACGCACUGCGGUUAGUGUGCCACCGUGCGCCUGGCCCAAGUUCGAACGGUGGGUGAACUCAAUGGGCCUGAGCCGAUCCUGUGCUCAGUAGAACGGAGGGCCGUUGCGCACCCGCCACAUUAGCCAUCGAGCGUCGCCAGGAGAAAAUAUAAACAAUGGAUCCCUUGUCGCUUCGAAAUUUUGACUACAACGCGCGUUGUGUGCAUGCAUUGAUUCGAAACAGGAAUACCACUAGUAAUUGUAGUCGUUAUCGAUGAAGAUAUAAAACAUGAAACUUUUUUUGCAUGCAUAACAAACAUGAUGAUGACUUGACUCAUGAUACAAUGCAGUAAAUAUUGAAAGAAAAAAAUCUUGAUAGUUACAAUAAAAAACAACAAGUAAUGGAAGUAUGAUAACAAUUGCAUUAGCGUAUGAUUAAAAAUAUAUAUGAUGAUGAAAACAGAAAAAAUAUGACGAAAAAAAAACAUUAAAACAUGAUGCAAAAAGAAAAACAUUUACUGAUUAUUAACUAAUUAAUGAUUAUUAUUAUUAUAUAUUAUUAUUAUUCUAUAAAUUAUAUAUUAUAUUUGGAAAGUAACCAUAUAAAAAAUGAAAAGGAAAAAUAUAAGUAAUGACAGAACAAAUAACCUGCAAUGGAA
Molecule: messenger RNA, 15172 nt
Organism: Armigeres subalbatus
Lineage: Eukaryota; Metazoa; Arthropoda; Insecta; Diptera; Culicidae
Product: ankyrin repeat and KH domain-containing protein mask-like
Exons: 18
Coding region: 909-12317 (3802 amino acids)
Biological process (GO): innate immune response
Cellular component (GO): cytoplasm
Molecular function (GO): protein binding; RNA binding
Source: RefSeq, a predicted model, not a curated record